Messenger RNA from Exophiala oligosperma, 1176 nucleotides. RefSeq lists its product as hypothetical. The record is from RefSeq and is a predicted model, not a curated record. NCBI's taxonomy places the organism in Eukaryota, Fungi, Ascomycota, Eurotiomycetes, Chaetothyriales, Herpotrichiellaceae. Gene Ontology annotation, molecular function: GTP binding; GTPase activity. The coding region runs from base 211 to 807 and encodes 198 amino acids. The transcript has a single exon. Gene Ontology annotation, biological process: small GTPase-mediated signal transduction.
CAAGGAUGGAGUACCCAUGCGCAGGACAACCUCCGUAGCUCUUCCACUCACCGGCACCACAUGUCCAAUAUCACGUCAAUUUCCAUUCAUGUCCGCAGUGGUUAGGGAUGAGGAGAGGCCCAUACCCGCCGCCGACAUUCUCUUCCUCGGCAGUCCUGGCGUUGGCAAAACCACAUUCUUGUCGUAGGGACUUUCUUUGACCUUCCGUUCAUGCCUAUACAGCCCUCCCCUGUACACGAAGGAAUAACAACUAACCCUUCCAUCUGUCACCGCUAUAGCCGGCUUGAGCACGUCCGCAAUGGCAAGCUCGAUCUAUCCGCCCCUUCUAGACCCGUGGUCGUGCCGCCGUUGGCAUUCGACGUGACGUUGUUCAACCGGCCAUACAGGUUCCGCAUUCACCCAUCCACAUCCACUUUGUUCAUCGAUGCGUUUCCUGCGAAACCCGCAUUCACAAUCAUCGCCUUCUCCAUCUCCUCGCGCGAAUCGCUCCACAAUGCGCAAUACUACUGGCGCAAGCAACUGUCGAUGCACUACGACGAGCUCGAGCACGAGAUGCCGGUCAUGCUGUUAGGUCUGAAAAGGGACGAACGAACCGAGGAUCGUCUGGAGGAUGGCACGUUUGAGAGUGUGAUGCCGCAAGAGGGUCUGCGUGCCGCUCAAGAGAUGCGCUGCGACCGGUACGCCGAGUGCAGUGCCGUCACGGGAGAAUUGAUGUGGGAGGUCCUGGAGGACAUUACACGCACAGCAGCGAGGACGACUACGGAGAACGGUGGGCUGAGUCAACAGGGUGAUUGCUGUGUGAUGUGAGCACGAAGGCCCCACCCGAGGGUUUACCGACACCGAGACGAUGAUAUAAACUCGAAUUAUCGGAAGCACAGUACAGGUAGGGAUGUAUGACUUCUGGAUGAACACGCUUAAUGAAGAAUGAGUCACGAGUUCUUUUUCAGUUGUCGUACACGCUGUUUGUCGUGGACAUGAGACUAUCUUGCCAGGUUGAAUAUCAUCGUACAAUGUAGUAACUUUGAAGUGGUCCGUAUAUAUGGCUCUGAAGCCAGACUCCUCGUACCUAUGCUGAUCGAGGCUAUCAAGGCUACUAUCGGGUCAAACCGGGAGCAAGAUGCACUCAAUUGAAAUUCAAUAUAUUCCAGUGGUUAUGUAUACAGUAUAACAACAACA